Messenger RNA from Chlamydomonas reinhardtii, 619 nucleotides. RefSeq lists its product as uncharacterized. The transcript is spliced from 3 exons. The record is from RefSeq and is a predicted model, not a curated record. NCBI's taxonomy places the organism in Eukaryota, Viridiplantae, Chlorophyta, Chlorophyceae, Chlamydomonadales, Chlamydomonadaceae. The coding region runs from base 164 to 484 and encodes 106 amino acids.
CUCGAGGCCAAAGCGUGACGAGUUGGCCUGACGUGCGCGUGCAACCUCGAGGCCUCUGACUGUCACGUAGCCUUUGCAUUUCCAUUGCUGUGAACUUCUUACAUGUAGUAUGCAUAACAAAAGUAUUCCACGAAAAGACCUGACAGAGCAGCCCGGCGACGAGAUGGCUUCGACACUGAUGUUCUUCUCCUCAAAAGCGUGCCCGCUCUGCCAGCGCCUCAGCAUUGAUGUUGGAAAGGUGGAGGCGCAAGGCUACGUGGACGGUGUGCCGGUAAAGCGGAACCGGCUGGAGGUUCUGCAAGUCGAUGCGGACAACCAGGCGAAGUGGGCUCCCGAGCUACUACACUAUCAGGUCAACAAGGUGCCCGCCUUCGUGCUCUUAGACAAGCAAGGUCGCGCCGUGGCAUCAACGACAGGGCCCAAGCCGUACGAGCAAAUGCAGGCGGUGCUGCAGGCGCUUGUGUCGCGGGCCAUGUCCAAAUGAGGGUCUAAUACUCGCUACAAUAUUCAGUGUUAAGUUGGUUUUAAUGUUGGCGUUGACGUUGACGUUACGAGGUUGAAGGGUUGGGCUGGUGAUACCAUAGUGGAUUAACUUUGGAAGUGGCUUGCUCGGAUACGA